Molecule: messenger RNA, 4265 nt
Organism: Chionomys nivalis (European snow vole)
Lineage: Eukaryota; Metazoa; Chordata; Mammalia; Rodentia; Cricetidae
Gene: Ppp1r3e
Product: protein phosphatase 1 regulatory subunit 3E
Exons: 2
Coding region: 189-1028 (279 amino acids)
Biological process (GO): regulation of glycogen biosynthetic process
Cellular component (GO): protein phosphatase type 1 complex
Molecular function (GO): glycogen binding; protein phosphatase 1 binding
Source: RefSeq, a predicted model, not a curated record
GCCAAAGGGAGGGAAAGGUGGUCCAGGAAACCACCCAGGCCAAGCACGCGAGGCGACUGCAAGGAGAGUCCACGGCCCGAGGCUGCCGAAGCAACCCUCCACCUUAUGCGCGGCCGCAGAGCUGGCGGGCGGGCGAGCGAGGACGCGCCGGGUACUGCGCGCUGGACCCGCUGGGGCGCAGGGCUGUCAUGUCCUGCGAGCGGCCUCCCCGCACCGACAUCCCUCGCAACCUGAGCUUUAUAGCCGCGCUGACCGAGCGCGCCUACUACCGCAGCCAGCGGCCCAGCCUCGAGGAGGAGUCGGAGGAGGAGCCGGGGGAGGGCGGGACCCGGCCCGGUGCCCGCUCGCGGGCUCACGUGCGGGAUCGGGGGCGCAGGGCCCGCUCUGCGCCCGCAGCUGGCAGCGGGGCACGGGCAGCCCGCAGCCGCAGCCCUGACACUCGCAAGCGAGUGCGUUUCGCCGACGCGCUGGGGCUGGAGCUGGCCGUGGUACGCCGCUUCCGCCCAGGGGAACCGCCCCGGGUGCCCCGCCACGUGCAGGUGCAACUACAGAGGGACGCCCUGCGCCACUUCGCGCCGUGCCCGCCGCGCGCUCGCGGCCUCCAGGAGGCGCGCGCCGCCCUGGAGCCCGCCCGCGAGCCCGGCUUCGCCGCCCGGCUGCAGGCGCAGCGCAUCUGCCUGGAGCGCGCCGACGCGGGCCCUCUGGGCGUGGCCGGGAGCGCGCGCGUGCUGGACCUGGCCUACGAGAAGCGCGUGAGCGUGCGCUGGAGCGCGGACGGCUGGCGCAGCCUGCGGGAGUCGCCCGCCGCCUACGCCGGCCCGGCCCCGGCCCCACCGCGGGCUGAUCGCUUCUCCUUCCGCCUGCCGGCGCCUCCGGUCGGCGGCGCUCUGCUCUUCGCCCUGCGCUACCGUGUGAUCGGCCGCGAGUUCUGGGACAACAACGGCGGCCGUGAUUACGCACUGCUUGGGCCCGAGCAUCCUGGUGGUGCCGGAGUCGCGGAGACCCAGGGCUGGAUCCAUUUUAUUUGAGACUAGGCUCCUGCCGGCCACAGCAGGGAAAACACAGGGGGAACCCGGGGACCACAAUUGGCAGAUGGGUAGAGUCAAGCGGAGGUGGCUGGAAACUGUCUGCGAAGCUCAGAGAGAUUAGGGUGGGAAACGGCAGGUGGGUGUAAAUGGAAGGAACUCAAGGAAUUCGAGAAAGGAGGCCAGAAGGGAUCUGGGAAGUUGUGCCCCCCUUGGACGGAUUGAGCAUUACGGACUGAGCAACCUUGACGUGUGAAGUCCAGCCCAGUGAAGUCGUUCCGAUUGCUUCCCUCUUACUGGCCUUACCACCUUCAGGUCCCCCAUGUCCUGCCCAUCCUAGCUUUAUCUGAGCCGAAAUUGCCUUGCUUAACCCCAGGAAUUUGACUAUUGCCCCCUGGGCCCUGGCAGUUGGACAGGAUUCGCUUGAUUCUCAGCAGUUCUUGACUUCAGCCUUCAAGGAGAGAGAGUCCUUCAGCCACAGCGCAAGCCUCCUAAGGAAUAUAGAUGGUGGCAAAACUAACUCCGGGCCUGCCCUUUUUUUUUUUUUUAUAAUAGCCAAAUAAUGGGGCAUCUGAGGGGCUGCAUAGUCAGGCUUCCAGAAAAAUGAACGCCAGCCUUACUUUUCUGGGUGCCUUCUUAGACCUGGAAGCACUUUAUGGACUUUGUCAAGGGACAGCGAAUCAUGAAAAUCACUGCUGAUUUAUUCUUUGUGCCUCUGAAAAAGAGGAAACUACCGAGUAUCUGUACGGUUGAGCAGGUUAUUUUCUCUUCUGGGGCUCCAGGUUGCUCUGUGAGAAAUUGUUUGUUUUCAGACAAGGUCUCUAACCCAGGCUGGCUCCAACUCCUGCCCUAGCCUCUGCUGUGCUGGGGUGAUUGGCGUGAGGCACUAUGCUCUUCGGGCUCCAUUUUGGUGUUUUAUAAUCUGUUCCUGGCACAGUACAGGUUAGAAACUAUUCUCCAAUACAGUUUCUAGUGCUACAGUUAAAGCCCCCACGGCAAGCCAGGUAUCAUGGCACACACAGGGAGUGUUGAGUUUGAGGCCAACCAGGUAAUAUGAUUGUAGCCUGGACUACAUGAGACUGUUUCGGAAAAUUAAAAGAAGAAACAAGGCUUACCUAGCACAGUGAGCCAGUGUUUGGACAUAAGAUGAGGAUAGUUUCUUUCUUUUUUCCUUCCUUCCUUUCUUCCUUCCUUCCUUCCUUCCUUCCUUCCUUCCUUCCUUCCUGUGUGUAAGGGCGUGGAUGAUCCAGGACACAGGAAGCAUAACCAGCCCAUAGCCUCAGUGCAUUCUGUAGCGUCCAAGCCAUAGCUCACCUUGUGCCAUUUGGUUUUUGCACUUAAACCCCACAGACUUCUAGUUCUAGUCUGGGUCCCCUGAGAAAAUGGAGCAGAGCAUUGCUGUUAGGGAGAGUGAUGCAUGGGAGCCCCACAAUGAAACAACGGUGGAACUCUGGAGAUUAUGGGUAUAAGAAAUAGAAAACAAGAAUGAGAGCAGUUUGAGAAGUAAAUAGCACCAGAAGGUGACAGUUGGAUCCAUAUUCUGAGCCAGUGACAUGGAAAACCUGGAGUCUAAUGUAAUACUCAGCCACCUUCGCACCCCAUGCCCUUCCUAGGGAGGCUCUAGGUGAGAGUCGGGUGUUGCUGGUUUUCCUUUCCUUGUCUUUCUCCCUUCCCUCACUUGUUUCUUUUUUCUAUUUGUUUGUUUGUUUGCUUGCUUAUUUUGUAUACAGUGUCCUGUCUGCAUGUAUGCCUGCAUUAUAGAUGGUUGUCAGCCACCACGUGGUUGCUGGGAAUUGAACUCUGUUCCUCUGGAAGAGUAGCCGGUGAUCUUAACCUCUGAGACAUCUCUCCAGCCCCUUCGCUUGUUUCUUUGAACAUGUGGGACAUUUUUGCCAUUCUUUCCUCCCUUCGCACUUCUUGGUCCCUACGGGACAGCCCCUUUCCCUUGAGAAGGGAUGGGUAUUGUAACUCCUUUUCUCCAAGGCCAUAAUUGAGCUACCUUCCUCAGAUGUCUUCUUGACAGCUCUUUAAAGGGGAAAGAAUGUUCCCAGUGUUACAGCUGAACAAGGACCUCCCAGGUAACUGGCUUCUCACUCCACCUUUUCCCUGUCAGGUACACACACGUACAUUCAGAAUUCCGUUUGGGGCUUGUUCCUUUGCCCACCGGUCAUUUCUCUAACAAACGCACAUUUAAGCACUGUAUUACCUUGUACACAAAACAGUCAACUGCAUCCCGCAGAUCACCUUCAGGCGCUGUACUGGGAACCAGCAAACAGUGCACUCUCUAGUCUUCAACGAGGAACCCAGGGAGACUGGGUUGAGGGUCAGUUGUUAUGACAUCAUUCCUAAUGUGUUAUAUGUGUGUUAGUUACUUUUAUGUCAUAUUAACAAUAGUAACAGCUCCCGUUUAACUUUCGUGUGCUAAAUGUGUUUUACAUGCAUGUUUAAAAUAUGACUGUGACUUGAACUUAUUAUCCUUGUUUUAGAAACAAGUCUAGGCUCAGUUAUUUGUUGAAGAGUGCAGGAUUGUGAACCCAGGAAGUUCCCACAGUCUGUGUGGUAUGUCUUUUUAUUUCUCUAAAAACAAAAUUAAAAACUUUGCUACAUAUCAUCUGUCUUAGGGAAUGGCCAUCACUCUUCAUUAUGCUGGGCCUCCUGUGCUCCCAGGGCCCCAGACUUUUAGCCCGCUGCUUUCUGGGUCUGCAGGGUCCGCAAGCACUGGCCCGUCUGCCUCCUUUCCAUACACUGGGGUUCCUUCCUGGCUCUGGCCAACCCUCCAUACCAUCUGGAAUGGUAGCCACCGCCUUCCCUCCCUACCCCUCCAUUAUCUUGACCAAGUAAAUUCUUUUGUUUUGUUUUGUUUCUUUUUGUUGUUGUUGUUGUUGUUUUGAGACAAGGUUUCUCUUUGUAGCUUUGGAGCUUGUCCUGGAACUUACUCUGUAGAUCUGGCUGGCCUCAAACUCACAGAGAUUCACCUGCGUCUGCCUCCUGAGUGCUGGGAUUAAAAGUGUACACCAGCACUGCCUUUUUUUCCUCCGGAUAACCAGGUAAACGUGAGUUUGGGAGAGGCCCCCAGUCUCCUGAGCUUUCUUUGUAAGAGGUGCCGGCUCUGUUAUGCUCCUGUUCUCAGCUACAUGGAAGAACAGAAGACUUCUAGGUAACCAGCUUUUUGUUUUGUUUUGUUUUUUGGGGGGGGGGGGUUGUUUUGUUUUGUUUUUUGAAGCAGAGUUUUUCUGUGUA